AUGUCUCCCAUGGUGAUAGUGCUUGGGGCUGCCUUGGUCGUCAUCAGCACACUAUAUAUGCUUGCCUCAUCACAGCGUCGUAAUGGAGAAGCAUCCGGAUUCAAUCGACCUUCAAGGACAUCCGAAGACGUCUUAGAGAUCAAGCCGCUGAAGGACCUGGACUGGAAGGGUGUCGAGCCCAACCAGUUUCGGCCGUUCAAGCCCAUCUAUCACAUCACCAUGGCUCUGCAAGCUGAUUCUCCCUCGGAGCUAAUCACCAUUGACUCGCAAUAUCUCGACAGAGUCUCCCUCCGCCGGCAGCUCGUUUCCCGACACGGCCACACGGUCCACGCCUGCCUCCUCUCCGGCCUCGAAGCCGUCCGCGAGCUGCACCAAUUCCUCCUCCGAGAUUAUCUCCCAACUCGCUUUCCGACCAUGUUCCAGCUCCGAGACCAGGACCGGCAAUUUGACAACCUCGUCACCGGCCGGACAUUCCCCACCACGCCCCCCGAGCACGCGGAGGAAGCAGAGGCUGCGCUUCGGAUGCUGGCCGAGACUGUGGAAGAGGACAUGUUCCUCCUGAUGGGAGAGCCGGAGGGGCACCGAGCCGUGGCCUUUGUGUGCUGCUUCCCGUCGGGUUUCGAUCCGUCGACAAAGGUCGGGGGGCUGCUGAGGGAGAUACACGCGCCGGUGCCGUCGUACGACAAGAUCGGGCCGAGCAUGGAGCGGUUCUUUAGCAGGAUCAAAGUGGGCAAGAAUGUGAAGCGGAUGAAUUGGUCUAUGCAAACGCACAGCGACUUGUUCAAUUAUAAUAGACACGACGGGCACAUGAGCGGCGACGGGCUCAAAGCCGAAGACAUUGACAUGAGCAAGACAUAUGCUCGCAUUGAGCUACAAACAGUCAGCCGACUACCCAAGACGAGGGCUGUGCUGUUCUCCUUCAAGACAUAUCUGUACCCCAUUGAGGACCUCAAGAAGGAAGGACUGGGACCGCAGGUAGCAGAUGCCAUCGAGGGCCUCAAGACGGGCAAUGCGCCGGGCAUGUGGAUGUACAAGGGUGCGCCGCAGUGGGCAGAGCCGAUUUGCAAGUACCUGCGUGCUUGACUCC
This is a messenger RNA of Trichoderma citrinoviride, 1087 nucleotides long. RefSeq lists its product as hypothetical. The transcript is spliced from 5 exons. NCBI's taxonomy places the organism in Eukaryota, Fungi, Ascomycota, Sordariomycetes, Hypocreales, Hypocreaceae. The coding region runs from base 1 to 1083 and encodes 360 amino acids. The record is from RefSeq and is a predicted model, not a curated record.